Messenger RNA from Fonsecaea erecta, 2667 nucleotides. RefSeq lists its product as hypothetical. Gene Ontology annotation, molecular function: ubiquitin binding. Gene Ontology annotation, cellular component: nucleus; cytoplasm. The transcript is spliced from 2 exons. NCBI's taxonomy places the organism in Eukaryota, Fungi, Ascomycota, Eurotiomycetes, Chaetothyriales, Herpotrichiellaceae. The coding region runs from base 1 to 2667 and encodes 888 amino acids. The record is from RefSeq and is a predicted model, not a curated record.
AUGGCAGAAGUCCAAAGCCGCGGCAGCGGCCCAAGAGGUCGCGGCGGGUUUCGAGGCGGCAGAGGUGGUUUUCGUGGCACUCGCAAUCCUUCGAGAUCACAACACAAAGCAGAUCACGAGCAAGAGAACGUCCCUCCUGCGUCGCUGGAAGAUCAGGGUGAGGUUGGAGAAUUGCUCAAAAAGUUUGGCGACAAGGUCCCUCUCCUCAAAGAAAUCUGUCCCGGUUGGAGUGAUGAAGAUUUGGUCUAUGCCUUGAAUGAAACUGACGGCGACGUCAAUGCUGCCGUUGAUCGCAUCUCAAGUGGCACCAUCUCUCAGUGGGGUGAAGUCAAGAAGAAACACCCAAAGCCCAAAGAUGCUCCUCCCGCUUCAACCGAUGCUUCGACUCGGGGUCGUGGCCGUGGCAAUUUUGAAGGUCGAGGAAGAGGUCGCGGUGCUGAGCGUGGUGCUCGGGGUGGCCGGGGUGCGAAAUCAGUCUCUGCUGCACAUACAAAUGGUACAAAACCCGCACAGGCGACUGCUGACGGCGUGGAAUCGGUCGCUCCAGCAGACGCUGUUGCGGCUGCGGCCACCCUAGAGACUGCGCCAACAAAUGGUGAUACGACCGCGACAGUGACUGCGACAGAGAGUUGGCCAAAUGAGCCUGGGAAGGAUUCACUCGCUUCUUUGCAAACCGAAGAACCCAAGCCCGCUUCCGGUGCAGCACCAGCUGCCGCCAAACCCGGCGGAUGGGCUGGAUUGUUUGCCAAACCAGCCCCUGCUCCAGCUCCCAAGAAGGCUCCCGCGCCCCCUCCGCCUGCUGUUGCACAACCCGAGCAACUGCCAGUUGAGCCUGAGCCGACCAUUGAAGAUUCCAUACCUCCCACUGAGCCAAUCGUGCCGCCUCCGAUCGAAGCGUUGGACUACAACGAAGAAGGACCAAGUGAGCUGCCAUCCGCGCCGCAUUCCGACACAGGAAAAGAUCUAACACCACCUAAAGAUGAACUCACAGAACAGAACCUGGAGAAACUUCCAGACACGUCUCACCCCGUUGAAUCCGCUACCGCAGCCAGCACCGUCGCAAGCACCCAAGAUCCGCUUGCCGCACCAGAACCCUCGAAGAUCCCCGCUCGACCAAUGUCAGGAUACGCUGCCACUGCGUUGAAAGCCACCGGAGGCACCAGCCGAUCUGCUAGCUUCGCGAGAAAGGUUAUGGAACAGCAGGAGGCGGUUGUUAUGCCCGGCAAUCACGCCAUCGAAAAGGCAGCCGUACAAUUUGGCAAGUUGGGCUUGAACGGACCGGACGACGUUGACGUCGACGAGGACAGAGAGGAGCCUGAGACGCGUACUCAACUUCCAGACGACUCCCCCGCUGCCCCUCGUGCUUCAUUGCCUCCGGCUGUGCCCGAAGCGCAGCAAGCGCCCACUGCAGCACCGACUCAACCGCUCGCUGAGGCCUCACCGGCUGCGCAACGACCAGCAUCGGGUCUGCCCUCCGUUCCGCAACAGGCUCAUGAACCGUCACCGCAGACAUCUUCGGCGUACGCGGACCAGUACCGAUAUGGUCAAGGACAGAAACCGUUCGAUCCAUUUGGUCAACCACCAACAACCACUCAAGCCCAGUCUCAAGAACCCUUCUCCAACCAAGUCCCAAAUCAACCCAGCACGGCUACCUCUCAGCCGGACUAUUCUGCUUACUACGGUCGCGAUGCUUACAAUAAUUACUACGGGUAUGGUCAUGGGCAAGAGGCUCAACGGUCUGGCAGCACGUUUGGUACUUCUGCUCCGGACAGUCAGGGGCAGUAUACCACCUCACGUCCUCAACACGGAAUGGGUCAACAGGAAGCGCAGGGCAGUGGACCAAAUACUCCCGCACCUGGCAUUCCUGGUCAUCCUACAGCGCAACAACCUUCUGGCCACAUGCAACAACAAAACCAGGGUCACGGAUAUCCCGGUUACGGCUACCCGAAUGCAUACAACCAACAGUAUCCUCAGUAUUCUGCCAAUUAUAUUGCAUCGAUGAAUCACCGUUACGGAGCGAACCGUCCCAUGUUUGAUGAUGUUCGACGUCAACAAGAGAACGAAUACUAUGGCAGUCAAUACAACUAUGCGCAAAAUCACUAUGCCAACACGUACAAGUCGAACAUGUAUGGACAACCUCAGCAGGGUUACUCGUAUGAGCACUCGUCGUCUCCGGCCAACGUCAGCGGCUUUGGGCGGGAGGCAGGCUAUGGUCGAGCAGGGUCUGCGCAGCCUUCGGAAGCUCAACAGAGUGCUGCAGGCAGCACCGGCUUUGGUGGCAUGGCUGACCCCUUCGGACGUUCUACCUCCAGUUUCGGACAGGCUCAAGGCUUGCCUCAACAACAUGGCGCUCAUUCCGAGGAUCCGACCAAGGCAUCAGGUCCAAGUCCCUCGAUGCAAGGUGGUCGUCCUGGAUCUGCCGUCAACAAUUUCCCCGGUCAGCAAGGUGGCUUGCCUCCUCCAUCGCAACACUCAGGUCAACAGGCCUUCGGCGCCUAUCCUCAGUACGGAGGGGGGUUGGGCGCUGGUCACCAGAACACUCAUCAGAACACUGGAUACGCGGGCUACGCCUCCAACAGUGCGUUCGGUGCAUAUGCCGGAUACAGUGGCGGUGGCGGCGCCGGCGGUGGCCGAGGAUGGAACGGCAGCUACAAUUCUGGCCAUUAG